AUGACGAUCGAAGAACAGCCCGAGCAAUUCAAUAACACACGCAAAGCCGACUUCAAAUCAAUCUACAACCAAUCCGAUCCUCGCGCCUACUUCGCAGCCCUGACGACAUUGCAGUACCAGAUCCCGCAGCUGGCGCUUCCUUUCGUGAACCGUAUUCUCCAGCACAUCUCCAGCCGCGCUCCGUCCGCGUCUCCAUCCGGGACCACUUCCAAUGAUGAUGACACGGUGACCACGGCAAUCAAAGUCAAAGUUCUGGAUGUGUGCUCCUCGUACGGUAUCAACGCCGCCCUACUCCGCCACGACAUCGAUAUGGACGGGUUGGCGGAACACUACGUCUCUACACCGAAGCCCUCCUCCCGGGAACAGAUCGAGGCCGACGAGCGGUUCUUUGCGGGGCGUAGAUUGCAGACUGAGCAAGACUCAGAGAACGAAGUCGAGAUCAUCGGCUUAGACGUCGCACCCGAAGCAAUAUCGUACUCUCUGCAAACAGGUCUUCACGCAGCCGCCUUCACAGAAAACCUCGAAACCUCCAACCCCUCACCAGACCUCCGUAACGCACUCCGCGAUGUAAAGCUCGUGGUAUGUACCGGCGGCGUAGGCUACGUCGGCGCCUCAACCUUUUCACGCAUCGCUGCCGCCGCAAGGCCUUCAUCGUCGUCUCCCUCGGAGUUAUGGAUGGUGACGUUUGUUCUGCGCGUUUUUUCGUUUGAUGAGGUUGCGGAGAGGUUGAGGACGAAGUUUGGGCUUGUGACGGACAAGGUUGAGGGGCGGGUGUUUCGGCAGCGGAGGUUUAGUUCGAGGGAGGAGCAGAGGGCUGCGGUGGAGGAUGUUAGGCGGAAGGGGCUUGAUGAGAGGGGGUUGGAGGGGGAUGGGUGGUUUUGCGCGGAGUGUUGGGUUACGAGGCCGGAGAGUUGGAGGGGGGAGGUUGGGGAGUUGGUUGAGGGUCUUUAG
This is a messenger RNA of Colletotrichum phormii, 951 nucleotides long. RefSeq lists its product as uncharacterized. Bases 1 to 951 code for a protein of 316 amino acids. The transcript has a single exon. Lineage: Eukaryota; Fungi; Ascomycota; Sordariomycetes; Glomerellales; Glomerellaceae. The record is from RefSeq and is a predicted model, not a curated record.